UUAAACUCUCUCCAUAAAUAUGCUGUUUUUACUUGUAGUGCUCUGUUUUGAGACAUGUUCUGCAUCGGUGAAGAGUGACAACCGUUUCAGGGAUGCUGUGUUCAUACCACACAAAGGGAUGGCUCUAAUGAAUCACGUGAUAUCCUCACACCACGUGACGUCACCAAUUGAUUGCAGCUUCUUCUGUUCAUCACAUGACAAGUGUAAAUCCUACAAUUACAAACCGAGAGGGGCUGGUGACAGCGACAUCUGUCAAUUGAAUAACGCUACAAGACGAACCAACUCAGCAUCGUAUAAACCUGAUGCUGGCUUCGUUCAUUAUUUCGACCAAUCAGAGUCUUUUAAGUCUUGCCUCGACCACUUUCGUAACGGAGCCAAAGAGAAUGGUAUUUACACCAUCACAGACAUCAGCGGAGAUUCCUACCCAGUCUUCUGUGAUCUCACCUCAGAGCCUCGCUUUGCGUGGACCCUGAUCCUAUCCCAAGCUUUCAGGAACCGAAAUCUAGCGGCGUUUUGCUCUAAGCCUCUUCCACAAAACUAUCCACUUAAUGCAGAUAGCCCAAACUGGGAAGCCUACCGACUCUCGCUUGGUCGAAUGCAACGUUUAUCGCAACAAUCUACUCAUGUCAGAGUCACCACAAGUUUUCCUGAGUACAACGUGGAAUUCCGAGAUUACUUUCGAACAAAAUUGUCACACUUUGAUAUUUUAAGCUUUUAUGGUAGCAAAUCUUGCUUCUUCAUGGAAAUCAUUGAUGUCCGAAAUCAUAAGGGCUUUAAUGUCACGGUCGGAUUUUGGCAACUUGAAGCGGAAUUUCUCCAUACCGAUACAGAACACAAAACCUGCCAGUUUGAUGCCUCGCGAGGUUCACUUGGGAGCGAGAAUAACUUUGGCUCUUAUUGUCAAGCAAACUGUGUUAAUCCAGUUUUUCGCGGAUGUGAGAAAGAUGACAGCACAACAAACUAUUGGUUUGGGGGCUACAUGUGAGCAGAAAAGAACGAAUUCUCAGUUCUUUAUUUUAUGAUUCUUUACAGUCAAAAGACAUGAAGC
Exaiptasia diaphana is the source of this 1048-nucleotide messenger RNA. RefSeq lists its product as uncharacterized. Gene Ontology annotation, molecular function: oligosaccharide binding. The transcript has 3 exons. The record is from RefSeq and is a predicted model, not a curated record. NCBI's taxonomy places the organism in Eukaryota, Metazoa, Cnidaria, Anthozoa, Actiniaria, Aiptasiidae. The coding region runs from base 20 to 985 and encodes 321 amino acids.